UCCCCAUUCAAGGUGCGACUGAGGAGCAGGUGCGCGAGGAUCCCGCCGGGAGAAGACGACGACGACUUAUUUCACCGAGCCACGGAACAAGAGAGUGAAACACCACGCGAGAGAAGUUCGUGUGUCGAGUUAAACUUCAGCAAACAGUCAAGUCAGUGAGGUGUUGGUGUCCGUGCCUUCGGAGCAGGUGAACGCUUCCGCUGCGUUGAAAGAAAGACAAGGAGAAGAAGAAGAAGGAGAAGAAGAAGAAGAAGAAGAAGAAGAAAUGGCCAACUCCGGUCUGCAGAUCCUGGGCUUCGCCCUGUCUCUGCUGGGCCUCAUCGGGCUGAUCAUCGGCACCAUCCUGCCCCAGUGGAAGAUGUCCGCGUACGUCGGGGACAACAUCAUCACGGCGGUGGCCAUGUACGAGGGCCUGUGGAUGUCGUGCGCCUUCCAGAGCACGGGCCAGAUCCAGUGCAAGGUGUACGACUCCAUCCUGCAGCUCAACAGUGCCCUCCAGGCAACCCGCGCCCUCAUGAUCGUGAGCAUCAUCGUGACACUGGCCGGUCUGGGAGUCGCCUGCAUGGGAAUGAAGUGCACCAACUGUGGCGGCGAUGACAAAACGCGCAAGUCCCGGAUUGCCAUGACCGGUGGCAUUGUCAUUCUGGUUGGAGCUUUGGCCUCUGUUGUCGCCUGCUCUUGGUACGCUCACGACAUCAUCCAGGCCUUCUACAACCCGUUCACCCCCGUCAACACCAAGUACGAGUUUGGGUCCGCCAUCUUCAUCGCCUGGGCUGGAGCGUUCCUGGCCGUAGUGGGAGGUGCCAUGCUGACAGCAUCCUGCCCACGAGGCAAAUCCACACCCAAGUACCCCAUCUCCAGACCCCCAAGUAGCAAGGAAUACGUUUGAACAGGACGGGACUUGGUGUUCGACACCGAAGGAAAACUUUGACAAUCGUGCUAGUCCAGCUCAGAGAUUGAAACGUUGAAAAGGGUGUAUCCCAGGAGGCGAUCAGUACCUGUUGUAUCUUUUUUUUAUUUUGUUUUAUUUUAGUUUCGUCAGGGCUGCCCUGUGAUGUUACUGUAAUAUUAUUUUAACAGAUACAUAAAAAGUUUUUAAAUAAUCGCCGAAUACUUCUAAGAAUGCGCUCACCGGCCUUGCCUUGUCUUACGCCUGUAAAGCACUAAGUUAAACUAGAGGUGAAACACCAGGGUAUUGUAUAACUCGGUACACAGUAAAAGUUUUUCACACCCUCGCAGCUACAGUGUGCCGUGCAUUAUUAGAUUAUGCAUUUGGUUUGGAAAAUAGGUUGAUUGCACUGAGCAGAAAUCAGAUAAGGCAGCAGAAAUCUCUUCAGCCAUUCACAUCUGGAUAGGCUACACGCAUAUCAGUUCAUCAUCUGGCCCCUGAUCAGCAAGUUGCUCCCACUUUUUAGUUUUCCACGGAUUUGAGCCCUAUUUAUAUGAACAAGACAAAUCCUUCAGUAGCAGUGUAGACUAGUCUCAAUAAAGUGCCAGAGUGAAACUAGACUAUAUGAAUUGCAACUCACCGGUUCCUUUUAUUGCCAAUGUUUUUGCCGACAAACGUACAGCACGAGAAACGUCGUGAGCCAUUUCUCAACUCGUUCUGCUUUGAUUACUGUUGUGUAAAUGGGCUUGGCUUAUGCUUGUUUGUUUUUAAAUUUUUAUUUACAAUAGCUGAUGCUGCACUCAUCAGAAGUUUUUUUUAAAACGUUUUAAAUUGUGAUUUGCAAAGUUUUUUGUUUGUUGUACAUAAAAUAAAAGUAAAAAACUCUACUGUUUUUGGGUUCUGGAAAAUACCUUAA
Scophthalmus maximus (turbot) is the source of this 1805-nucleotide messenger RNA. RefSeq names its product claudin-7-B. Gene Ontology annotation, biological process: cell adhesion; bicellular tight junction assembly. Lineage: Eukaryota; Metazoa; Chordata; Actinopteri; Pleuronectiformes; Scophthalmidae. Gene Ontology annotation, molecular function: structural molecule activity. The transcript has 4 exons. The record is from RefSeq and is a predicted model, not a curated record. The coding region runs from base 266 to 889 and encodes 207 amino acids. Gene Ontology annotation, cellular component: plasma membrane; bicellular tight junction.